Aureobasidium namibiae CBS 147.97 is the source of this 462-nucleotide messenger RNA. RefSeq lists its product as uncharacterized. The record is from RefSeq and is a predicted model, not a curated record. The transcript is spliced from 2 exons. Lineage: Eukaryota; Fungi; Ascomycota; Dothideomycetes; Dothideales; Saccotheciaceae. Bases 1 to 462 code for a protein of 153 amino acids.
AUGGGCUAUCUAUUCUACUCGAUAACCUUCCUCUUCCUGGUCAGCGCAACCGCGCUCUACCUAACCAAACACCUCUGGAUCGCCCACGCCCCACCAAUCCCUUACCUCACCGCCCCCGGCCACAUCCCCGAGCCCCUCUGGCGCCUCUCCCAAUCCCUGCAGCGUCUAAACCCCUUUGCUCAAAACGCCUACAUCAGUCUAGGCCAAAGCAGUUUCGAAGACGACAUUGAAGCAGGCUUCAGCAGUUCAAACUUCGACUUGCGCGAGAAUGUGGAAGGCGGAGAUAGUAGACAAGGUCUGGAUGAGCAGGGCAAGCAGAGAGUAAGGGCGAUUAUGAAGAGUAGGGGUUGUGGGUUUGAUGAGGCGAGGAGGAUGGUCAUGGAGGAGAGGUUCGGGAGGGAGAAUAUUGAUAAGGAUGGUAGGCCGAGGGAUCCAAAGGCCGUCAUGUUUGACAGGCUGUGA